Darwinula stevensoni is the source of this 1068-nucleotide messenger RNA. NCBI's taxonomy places the organism in Eukaryota, Metazoa, Arthropoda, Ostracoda, Podocopida, Darwinulidae. The record is from the annotation of a GenBank genome assembly.
AUGGAUAAACCACAAAUCAUUGUUCACUUGGAGAAGAGUAUUGGAUACACAGUUUUCAACACAUGUUGGGUGCCAUGUUCAGCCAAACUCUUGGUGCUUGGAUCCAUGCCCAAGGGCACUGGCAUUUUACAGAUAUAUGAGUUCUCCAAGGGGAAUCUGAAUUUAGUAGAGGGAUCUGAAUGUCCUACUGGGUUGCGCUGUGGAACUUUUGGUGCAUCCUCCUUUCAGCAGAGACAGAUUGCUACUGGGGAUUUCAAAGGGGUGCUCAAUAUCUGGGACAUUGAAUCACUUAAAGAGCCUGUGUAUACUGCAAAGGCACAUGCAGACAUUGUAAAUGCAAUAGAUGGUGUUGCUGGCCUGGGUAUUGGUGUGGGAGCUCCAGAAGUGGUCACAGGUGGACGGGAUGGAACAGUAAAAGUGUGGGACCCAAGGCAAAAAGAUGAUCCAGUUGUGUCCAUAGAACCGAAUGAGGGUGAACGUCGUCGGGACUGCUGGACCGUUGCCUUUGGUGGUGCUCAUAGCAUUGAAGAGCGAGUUGUCUGUGCUGGAUUUGAAAAUGGAGACAUCAAGAUGUUUGACCUUCGAAGCAUGGGCAUUUUAUGGGAAACAAAUGCUAAAAAUGGUAUUUGCUCUGUGGAAUUUGACAGGAAGGAUAUACCAAUGAACAAAGUUGUUGCAACUACUCUUGAAUCAAAAUUCAUGAUAUUUGAUCUUCGAACAAGACACCCAACAAAGGGAUUCUCGUCUUUGACACAAAAGACAGCGCACAAAUCAACUGUGUGGUUGUGUCGACAUUUGCCACAGAACAGAGACUUGUUUAUGACUGGUGGUGGAAGUGGAAGCUUAUGUCUGUGGAAGUAUUCCUAUCCAGCUUCACGUGUCCAAGAUUCUUCAGAUGGAAAUCAGGAGGGAGUUAUGGGUGCAGUGAAUCUCCUGCAAAAUGCAAAUAUUGCUGCCCAGCCCAUUUGUGGAUUUGAAUGGAAUCAUGAUAAACUUGGUCUGGCUGCUUGUACUGCCUUUGAUCAGACAAUCAGAGUCAUCAUUGUGACUAAAUUGAACACCUAUUGA